This is a messenger RNA of Onychostoma macrolepis, 1056 nucleotides long. RefSeq lists its product as uncharacterized. The coding region runs from base 1 to 1056 and encodes 351 amino acids. NCBI's taxonomy places the organism in Eukaryota, Metazoa, Chordata, Actinopteri, Cypriniformes, Cyprinidae. The transcript is spliced from 8 exons. The record is from RefSeq and is a predicted model, not a curated record.
AUGAAAAUCUCUGGUGCGACCAUCACUACAGCUCCACUGAAGUCAUUCAAAUACACCAUUGACAUAAAAAUCAAUGCUUCAAGAGAAGCUGUGAUAGAGCUUGAGGGCUUUGAUUCUUGGACAGAAAUUUCCCAUGUGUGUCAAAAAGGCAUGAAAAUCUCUGAUGCGACCAUCACUACAGCUCCACUGAAGUCAUUCAAAUACACCAUUGACAUAAAAAUCAAUGCUUCAAGAGAUGCUGUGAUAGAGCGCUUGAGGGCUUUGAUUCUUGGACAGAAAUUCCCCAUGUGUGUCAAAAAAGGCAUGAAAAUCUCUAGUGCAGCUAUCACUACAAUUUGUCUUUCAAAUUCAAACAAAACCCAGUGCAAGUGUGAGAAUCAAUAUGUUUGGUCCACUAAACAAUGCUCUAAACAUGGCAUUUGUGGCCCUGAUCAAAAUGAUACCUGUAGAUGCAACACUUCACCUCCAACUGAUGGGACGUUUUGCUCCCGACCACAUGCUCCACUGAAGUCGUUCAAAUACAGCAUUAACAUAAAAAUCAAUGCUUCAAGACACACUAUGAUAGAGCACUUGAGGGCUUUGAUUCUUGGACAGAAAUUCCCCAUGUGUGUCAAAAAAGGCAUGAAAAUCUCUGAUGCGACCAUCACUACAGUGUGUCUCUCAAAUGCGAACAAAACCCAGUGCAAGUGUGAGAAUCAGUAUGUUUGGUCCUCUAAACAAUGCUCUAAACAUGGCGUUUGUGGCCCCAUUCAAAAUGAUACCUGCAGAUGCAUCGCUUCUCUUCCAAACGACGGGACAUUCUGCAGACGAACACCUUCUCCACUGAAGUCAUUCAAAUACACCAUUGACAUAAAAAUCAAUGCUUCAAGAGAAGCUGUGAUAGAGCGCUUGAGGGCUUUGAUUCUUGGACAGAAAUUCCCCAUGUGUGUCAAAAAGGGCACGAAAAUCUCUGGUGCGACCAUCACUACAGAUGCAUCGCUUCUCUUCCAACCGACGGGACGUUUUGCCACCGACCACAUGGUAAAGAAGUCUCUCUUUAUUAAAAAUCCAAGUUGA